AUGGACCGACGACUCUUGCUUCCGUCGAUCCGCACCACACGGUCAUUUUGGCCGAGUUUGUAUCCUCUCAACCAUCAUGAUCGGAUCGAUAUUACACGACUCACAAUAACAGCAGUUGUGACGAAUGAUGAAACAAACAACAUGGAAUACAGUCUCCAUUGUUUAAAUUUCUCUCCAUUACUUGUGCCAUCUAUCUCUCAGCAACUCCUCGGUCUCGACUUUUUUUUUCCCUUCCUUAUAUUAUAUAAUUUUCUUUCUAUCUAUCUAUCUAUCUAUCUAUCUAUCUAUCUAUCUAUCUAUCUAUCUAUCUAUCUAUCUAUACCUGCUUUGCUCUUUCUUGCUCGCCUCUUUCUGUGCCGAUUAUUUAUUCUUAUUUGUUCUUUCUUUCUUUCUUUCUUUUUUUCUUUAGUUUCUGACUCCUUCAUUCCGUUUGUUUUUUCUCCACUUUGCUCAAUCUUUCUUUCCCUUCCAUUCGUCUCAUCUUUCUUUCUCGCCUUAUUCUCUAUCUACUCUUUCUUUCUUCUUCUAUUUGCAUUUACCACAUUUUUAUUUAAUUCUAUUUCCCUUUUACGAAGAAUAUUCUGUUUUUGA
Messenger RNA from Acanthosepion pharaonis, 591 nucleotides. NCBI's taxonomy places the organism in Eukaryota, Metazoa, Mollusca, Cephalopoda, Sepiida, Sepiidae. The record is from the annotation of a GenBank genome assembly.